AUGAACGAGCUCAACCCAAGCAUAUAUACGGUCGUGUGGAUAGCGCCGCUUGAAAUCGAGGCACAGGCUGCCCUUCAUAUGUUGGACAAUCAUCACCGAGGCCGAUUCUCGUUGGAUAAGGGUGACGACUAUGUCUUCCGCGCCGGUGAUAUUGGUGGACAUAACAUCGUCAUCGCUACUCUACCGGCAGGCCAAGAGUAUGGCACCGGGUCUGCAGCUGCGCUUGCCAGUCAAGUCAAGAAAUUCUUUCCAAAUCUCUGGUUCGGAUUACUGGUUGGUGUUGCUGCUGGUCUCCCAAGCCUUUCGCGACAACCACCUCGUGAUAUCCGACUUGGUGAUGUCCUCGUGGGUCUUCCAGAGGGUAACAGCGCAGGCCUCAUAGCCUACGACUUGGGCAAAGAAACGGGAGCUAGUGGUUUCCAACUUUUACGAGGUGGACACGUCCUGGCAAAUACCGAAACUGUUGUCCGAUCAGCCAUCCAGAAUAUCAAACUGAUGGCGCCUCGGGAUGUAAACGAAUUUCAGCCAUAUUACGAAAGCAUCCGGGAUAAGCAGCAUUCCAAUGGUGAAUUCAAUGAUCCAGGACAGGAUCAUGACAAUCUAUACCAAAUAGACGAUACAGGGGUUAGUCAUAUCGUCCAACGAGAACGGCGACCUGAUUCAGAGCGAACUCGGGCGUGGUAUGGACCGAUCGGAUCUGGGGAGAAGCUCAUGAAGAACGCCCAGAGGCGGGAUGAAUUGAGAGACAAGCAUGGCAUCAUCGGGCUAGAAAUGGAAGCCGCUGGAACAUUGAAUCGUAUACCUGUUGGUGUGAUCCGAGGGGUUUGUGAUUAUGGGGAUGAACACAAGAACAAAGACUGGCAACCAUAUGCAGCGGCAAUGGCAGCCGCCUAUGCCAAAGCAAUUUUAUAUGAGAUUAGACCCAAGGCCUCCGCCCCGGCAUAUGUGCACCGUGAAACCGAUGCCCAAGGAAUUCAGUCAAGAUUACCCGUUCGCACAGCCUUUCUUGGGAGAGAGGGAGAAUUGUCUCAGAUGCAACAAUGCUUUGGCUCCGGAUUGUGUAGAAAAUCUUUGGUACUAUGGGGUCUUAGCGGGUCUGGGAAAACACAGCUCGCCGUCCACUAUGUCACUACCAACAAACAGUCCUACCAGUCUGUGUUGUGGAUUGACGGAUCGUCUUCCGCUUUGAUUCAUCAAUCUUUCGAGAACCUUUCACAUCAUAUUUCAGGUUACAACCAAGAGAGACCAGCUAUUGAGCAAGUUAUCGAGUGGCUGGAGAGAGGAACGAACCGUUCUUGGAUGAUGGUUUUCGACGGUGUCCCAGGAGCUUACGAUGUCGAUGAUCCUGAGGACUUCGAUAUCCGAAAAUACCUACCUGCCUGUGACCACGGUCACAUUUUGCUGGUGACAACAGCGUCGGAUCUACACCUGCGUUUAGCCCUCUCCGACUCCGAGAUCCAUCUGGAAGGCGUCGAUGACACUACGGGCUCGGAUAUAUUGCUAAGGUGCGCGGGAAUCCAAGAACCCGAAGAUUCUGGGAAAGCGACAGCGCGGUCGAUUUCUCGCAAGUUGGGAGGCCUACCACUUGCCCUUGAACAAGCUGGCACUUUGUUGUCCUACGGCAUCAUCCGGAUGGAUGACUUCAACAAGCAGUUUCAACAGCGCUUUUCUAGUAAGACCCUCAAAACUCCCACGAAAAGGUAUGUAGGGUCUUAUGAGAAAGGUCGCACUCUGUGGACGGUUUUUGAACUUUCAUAUGAUGGUCUCAUUCAGAGAAGUCCUGACGCAGUCAAGCUUCUUCACCUUGCGAUAUUUCUCAGUCCAGGGUCCAUUCCAUUCAUUUUUGGGAACAAGCCCGAGCCGGGAGUACCUUCUGACUCUGCUCUCGAGACACCUGUCUUUGAAACGGGUCUAGCUGAGACGCAGUCAUUCGGCCUUCUUUGCUGGUUGAACAAAUUACGGUGGAAGGUAGAAAGAUUUGGUGCUGCCGUUAAUGAGCUCGAAUCGUCUGGAUUUGUCAAACUUUGUCGCAGUCAAAGCGAUACUUCCAUCGAAAGCCUUGCGGUGCAUGCCCUGGUUCGUGCUUUUGUUUGUUCAAAGGCAUCAGAAGAAGACAUCCAUGAGAGCUUAGUGACUGCUUUUCUGCUUGGUGGGAAAACACUUCAUUACGGAACAAAAGGUUUCCAAUUGACAGGGCUAUGGAAACAUACUGGUGAACUCAGCCGACUCCUAGUGGCCUUUCUUUCCUCAGUUCCCACAUCAUUCUUCCAAGACCCAGGUGGUAAAUACUUUGUAUUAUGCGGAGCUGUAGCGCCUGUGUACGCCUAUACUUGCCGUUUUCUGGGCGAUUUGGAAGGAUCCAAACGUUUUUGGGAUAUUGCAAUCAAGUACAGACUCAUUGCUGGCACGAACUGGCCGGAUACCGAGUUGCACAUGAAUGAGAUCUUCGAAGCGGCAAGCAUUGAUGUGAAGGUUGGAAGCUUCGAUAUGGGGAUAGAGCGAUAUGAGUUGUUACUUGCUCAUUGUGAUCGUAUCUUCCCAGACAAUGAUGAAAGAGUCGUCCAAUGCGCUGCUGCGCUCCGCGAAGCUCGAGAAAUCUCUCGAAGGCAUGAACAGAACUUUGGCCGGGCCAUCGUGGCACAGAGAGUCGCAAAACAAAGACCUGGUAGUCCGACAUCGGGUGAGGCGACGUCAUCUCUUCAUAAAGCCACAAAAAGUGGAGAUAUAGAAGAAGUGAAGUUGCUGCUCGAAAAUGGAGCAGACAUUGCCGCCCCAGAUGAUCAAGGAUGGACGCCAUUACAUAUAGCCUCAGGUGAGGGCCACACUAAUAUUGUGUGUCUUCUUCUACAAAAAAAGGCAGACAUAAAUCCUACAGAUAAUCGUGAUCGCACCCCGUUACAUCUAGCCUCUCAAUUUGGACGCUCACAGGAGGCAAAACUAUUACUGGAACACGGCGCCGAAGUCGACCGUCAAGACGUUAGAGGCGAAACGGCUUUGAUAUGUGCAGCCCAACAAGGACAUGAGCUGACUGUACGGUACUUGCUGCAACAUGGACCCAGUCUGGAUAUACAAGACAUCGCCGGCGGCACAGCCCUAUAUUGGGCAUCAUGCCGUGGCUCUGAGAAGGUUGUAGAAGCUUUGCUGAAGCAUGCUCCUAAACUGGAUCUACAAAACUACACUACAGGGACGGCUCUGACUCAGGCCCUUGCUGCAAAGCAAGAAAAAACGUCUUGCUUGUUGAUAAAACAUGGUGCUGAUCCGAACAUACGAGGCAGAGAUGGUUAUUUUGCGCUGUACUGGGCAGCUAAUUAUAGCCUGAAUGACACCGUCCUCAUGUUACUGGAAAAUGGUGCUGAUCCAAAUCUUCAAAAUGGCAACGGCCGAACGCCUUUGAUAAGUGCGGCUAUGUUGGGUCGUGAUGCAACGAUCACUUUACUGCUGAAAUACAACGCUCGGCUUGAUAUAAAAGAUAAUACAGGGUCCACAGCCGCAAAUUGGGCAGCUCGCGUGGGUCAUCCAAAUAGAUCGCUUUUGUCGGAAAAGGGCGCUGCUUUCUUGAAUUUUCAGGACGGCAUCGGAGCCCUUCAAAUGCACGAGUAUAUCGAGCAUAAAAGAGACCCUAAAGAGAUGAGCGGCGUGUUGAGAGGUCUAAGAAAGCAGCGGAGAAAGACUGCAAGGACGAUGGGCGAAGCUUGGAAGCGUUUGACGAAGCGCUCAAGGAAGGGGGAGGGUAGAAUGGAGAGCGAUGGUGAUGAUGAUACUUCUCAGGCUGAUGACGAUGAUGAGAGUAUCAUUAGUCUUGAGUCACUUGCGCUGGGAUAA
Messenger RNA from Penicillium concentricum, 3822 nucleotides. RefSeq lists its product as uncharacterized. Gene Ontology annotation, biological process: nucleoside metabolic process. Bases 1 to 3822 code for a protein of 1273 amino acids. The record is from RefSeq and is a predicted model, not a curated record. Gene Ontology annotation, molecular function: ADP binding; catalytic activity; protein binding. The transcript is spliced from 3 exons. NCBI's taxonomy places the organism in Eukaryota, Fungi, Ascomycota, Eurotiomycetes, Eurotiales, Aspergillaceae.